GCCGGUGAGCGGCACCACCCCCGCCCACUGCGGGCAGAGAGAGUUCUGCGGUGGGCAGGACACUCCGAGUCCUCCAGUGGUCGGGACAGUCCCCCAAACAGACAGACGAACUGGAGCAACACUUUUAAUGAAGGAUUUCUGGUGUUUAUUUUUGUUAUUAUUGUUUUUUUCUUCUCUUCCCUACAUUAUUUCUCUUCCCUACAUUAUUUUAAACCGCGAUGGCCGAAGCCCGGCGUGAAGAAGAGGAAGAGGGGGAUGAGCGCCGAGACCUGUGGGACGUCCGGCACAGAAACCAGGCAACAGAUCAUCCUGAAAGAACCAAGCCGGAUCAUUUACAUUUAAGCCAGCGGCCUCUGUCCUCUCUACGAGCUGCUAUCAAACGAACAAGAACCAACUCUCAGAUUGACCACACCAGAGAAAGAAGGCGACCGGAGAUUACCAUCGUCUCAGCAGAACCUCUGGUUCCCAGUCACAGCUGGUUCUCAGGAAACUCUGUGGUUUUCCUCCCUCCUCCUCCUCCUCCAUCAGGCUGGUCUGCAGGCAUCCAGGCUGUUCCCCAGCCCCCACCGUCCUAUGACCAGGUGAUUCAAGAGAAGACCCACGAAGGGCACAUUGUCAAGCCCACUGCAGCCCCCCGUCGGACCACCUGCACCACCACAAGCGCCACUCAGACUGACCCUGUGGGGGAAGACACUAGUGCUGCUGCUCCACAGUUGGCAGGGCAAAGACCUGCAGGUAAAAAGCCACAAAAACCACAGAGGCCGUCUCUGCCGAAACCAGCGGACAGAGAACCAGUCGGGGCUAAUACUCCAGUAUCCACAAACGCUGAGGACCAAAGUGAUGACGAGUCAGAUGUAAAGCAACCCGACCAAUCGGGUUCCGCUCACACCUGCAUUAGAUCUGUCACUGUACUCUGGGAUACUCCUUCCUCUUCCCCGGACUCGGAGCCCAGUCGACGCCCCGUUCCACUUCCUCGUACAAAACCCCGAAAGCCGGCGAUCACAGAAGAGGUCAAAGUUCAGACUUUGGUCCAGCUCAGUGAACAUUGUGACAGCAUCCAAUCGGCUCCAGAGGUGGUCUCCUCCAAUAAGUAUUUAAAGGAGUUAUUGGAAGUCUUUAGUGCGGUGAACGAGUGUGCGGAGAACGGCGCCAACGGAAACCAAUCAGACGAGGCCUUACGAGGCGACGAUGCACGUGGCGAAAUGACGACCAACCACAGUCAACGUAAUAUCCGGGCCAGGAUCCAGGCCUUUGAGACCCAGGAGGGAGACGCUGUUGAUUUGGCCAAACCGGAACCCACACCCAGGAAGGCGAUCAACAAACCUACAGUUGCUGCUAGACCUCAGUUGAACCAAAGUGUAGAUGAUGAUUAUCAAAAUGUAUCGAUCGAAAACAUCCCCCAAAUCCCUUCACCAGCCUCCAGACCUCUGCCCCCGAGGAAACCCGUGGAACCACCAGUAAAAGAGGAACUAGAGACUUUAUUCAGAAAGACGUCCAUCCCAAAGAGGUCACGCCCGUCUGUAUUGACCAGAGACAACAGCAUCCAUGAAGGAGACACGCCACCGGUUACACCUCCAGUGAGGCCUUUUAAGCAACCUCUGACACCUCCCAACCUGAAUAUCAACAACCACAACUCAGUCUCGGUCACAGAGAAUGUGUACGUGGACAGUCCAUUCAAUCCCAUCCAGGUCAAACCUCUGCGUAACGUGGACAGCAACGGAGGCUCCUCGGCCAGACAGAGUAUGACACGGAGACCCACCAUCAUCGGGGUCCCCAGCAAAUCAGCUUCAUUGUCAGAUAACUUUGAGGUCAGUGCCCCUCCUGUCCCGGCUCAGAAGCCCAUCGGCUUUCGAAACAGCUCAGUGAACCCCACACAGAGCCAGACGCCCGCCUUCCCCCACCAGGAGUUCAACCCGGUCGGACCAGAACCAUCACUACCACCUCGGAGGCUGUCGUCGCGCAACACCCUUCCCCCUCGCCCACAUCUAGCCAAAACGGGCCCAGUAAAACCUCCCACACCCAGCCUUCAGGCAAUAGGUCGAUCCCAGUCCGCACGUUGGGAAGCUUCACCUACACCCCAGACACAGAUGCCCCACAGGAAAGGACCUGUCUUACCUCCGAGGCCCAAACCAGGCCACCGUCUCUACAACAAAUACACUCUUCAUCUUCCUCAUGGGAUUGCAUCCUUCGACUACAAUGGGAGUAACACAGGAGAACUGUCAUUUCAGACAAAUGAGGUGCUCCUGCUGCUCGAUGAGAUCGAUCACAAUACGUUUGAGUGCCAAGUUGGAGACACGAGAGGCCGAGUACAAAAGUCGCACGUGAUGGUCAUAACUCCUCUUGCCUCCGUCUCACACAUGCCCCCGCCACAGGAUGCCGGUCCAGCCGAUUCAGGUGGAGCUGGUUCUGAGCUGGAGGUGCAGGCCAUCCAUGACUUCAAUCCAGUGGGUGAAGGAGAGCUGGGCCUGAGGGCCGGAGAUGUUGUGACCAUGGUGGAGCAGGUGGACGGUGACUGGUACAGAGGCACUUGUAAGGGAUCUACUGGUUUCUUUCCCACCAGUUAUGUCAAAGUACUGUCAAAAUCCCCCAAACCGCUGCCUGAACGGAAAGCAAGGCCCCCGUCCGCAACAGUCAGCGGUCCGAGAUGCCUGGCGAUAUUCGACUUUGCGGGGGAGAACGACGAAGAGCUGACGUUCUCUGAGGGGGAUGUGAUCCAGCUGAUGGCGUUCAUUGGACAGGACUGGGCACGGGGGAAACUGGGCGUCUCGUCUGGUAUCUUCCCUCUCAACUUCGUAGAGGUCAUUGAAGACCUGCCUCCAGCGCCGAGUCAGCAGAAGAGACUGUCCAUCGGGAUCGCACUGCCUGGCAUGGUUGCUUUUCCCAGUACACACCCUAAAGUGGCCAAACCGGCUCAGGCAUCUCCACCCGGAGUGGAGUGGGCGGUGGCUCGGUAUGACUAUGCGGGGAAUUCAGACGGCGACCUGACGUUUCAGCAGGGCGACCGGAUCCUGAUCAGCCAGCAUGUCGACGCCGAGUGGAGCUACGGCCGGCUGAACGGGGCCGAGGGCUUGUUCCCCAGGGCUUUUGUUGAGAGCAGCGCAGGUCAGCAGUCUGAUAACCAGCCGAGUGGAGCGGCUGGUGGAAGUAGAGGCCGGGCGAUGUUCAACUUCACGUCAGAGUCUGAAGAGGAGCUCUCUCUGCAGGUUGGGGAUAUCGUAACUGGUCUGGAGACCGUUGACGAAGAAUGGUUCCUGGGGGACUUGAGGGGGAGACGGGCCCUGCUCCCUAGAAACUAUGUGCAAAUACUGGGAUAGUGUCACAUCACUGUUGGACAACAAGCACUGACCUGAGAUCAGAGGAUUCCAGCAGUGGAAGUCUGAAGGGAACUGGAAGUUCCGCACAAUUUCCUCUCCAAGUUGUGCAACAGCUUUUUUUUUUUUCAUCCAAUGCCUUAACUUAUAAAGUGUUAACAGAAUCAUCUAUCAUGACAACAAAUCAAUCUAAAUACUGUAUUGAUUCAUAAAAGGGUUUGUAUUCUUCCAACUGUGCAUUUGCACCAUAUUGUGAUUUUCCUUCCGUUAGCUAUAUUUUGUGUGUGUGGUCAUCUUCUGAUAUUACUCUGACUAACAUAAACCUUGGAUUAUAAUAUAUUACACGAAACAAGGCUCAAAUAAAGCUCAGAACAUUGAAUGGAACAAAGUGUUGCUGCAAGAUCAGGAUGACCAAAAUGACAAACUUCUGUGAAGCAUGAAUAAAGAAACAUCUAGAUGUAGUACCAACUUCA
Messenger RNA from Pseudoliparis swirei, 3784 nucleotides. It is a transcript of the gene sh3d19, whose product is annotated as SH3 domain containing 19. The transcript is spliced from 21 exons. Gene Ontology annotation, biological process: protein transport to vacuole involved in ubiquitin-dependent protein catabolic process via the multivesicular body sorting pathway. Gene Ontology annotation, molecular function: protein binding. Bases 219 to 3314 code for a protein of 1031 amino acids. The record is from RefSeq and is a predicted model, not a curated record. NCBI's taxonomy places the organism in Eukaryota, Metazoa, Chordata, Actinopteri, Perciformes, Liparidae. Gene Ontology annotation, cellular component: ESCRT-0 complex.